CUGUUUUUUUGUUAUUAUUCGGUUAAUCUUUAGUUGCAAACGCCCCCGAAUUGUGAGCCAUCGAUGAGUUGCGAAAAAAGCUGAAUUCUAAUACGCUAACUUGCCAAUUGCUGGGGCCGAAGCUGUUGUGCUUUAUUCAAAUGGAGGAGGAGCUGCAGUUCCAUUGACACCCAACCCAAAAAGCAAGCAGCGGCAGAAGCAGAGGCAGAGGGCAGCAACAGCAGCGGCAGCGGCAGCGGCAGCAGCAGCAGCAGCGAGUGGAGUGUGGAGUUGUGGAGUUUUGAUGAGUUUUAAGGGGAGUGGGGAGUGGAAGUGAAGGAAGCACAGAGCCGACGCACACAUGAAAAAGUAUUCAAAUUUGUGCAAAUGGAAAAAGUGUUUGAGGCAUAAAUAAUAAGCAGAGAAUCAUCGCUGAAAAACGGCAAAAUAAAUCGCACGAAUUUAUUAAGAGACGCGACCGAGACCCGACCGAGAUCCGAGAUAGAGCCAGUAGGCAGAACAACAACAGGCAGGCGCGAUGGAUACAGAUAGACCAAAUGGACAAGAGACGAAAGUCAUUUAUCAUAUUGACGAUGAGACCACCCCCUAUUUGGUGAAAAUACCCAUACCCUCGUCGCAGGUAACCCUCAAGGACUUCAAGCUGGUGCUCAAUAAACAGAACAACAACUACAAGUAUUUCUUCAAGUCGAUGGACGCCGACUUUGGUGUCGUUAAGGAGGAGAUCGCCGACGAUGCCACCAUCUUGCCUUGCUUCAACGGCCGUGUCGUCUCCUGGCUGGUCUCGGCCGACGGCACCAAUCAGUCGGACAACUGCUCGGAGCUGCCCACCAGCGAAUGCGAAAUGGUCGGCCUCGGUCGGGCCAAUGUCCGCACACAGCUUGCCCUGCAACAGCAACAGCAGCAGCAUCAACAGCACCAGCAGCAGCAGCAACAGCAGCAGCAGCAUCAGCAGCACCUGCAGCAGCAGCAGCAACAACAGAAGCUGUCCGGCGGCGGUCUAAUCAGCAACCAGAUGCUCCAGCCGCCACCGCUCACAUAUCAAUCGGCAUCGGUGCUAUCGAGCGACCUCGAUUCGACCAGUCUCUUUGGCACCGAAUCGGAGCUGACGCUGGACCGUGACAUGACCGACUACAGCAGCGUGCAGCGGCUGCAGGUGCGCAAGAAGCCGCAGCGUCGCAAAAAGCGGGCGCCCAGCAUGUCGCGUACCUCCUCAUACAGCUCGAUCACCGAUUCGACCAUGUCCCUGAACAUCAUCACCGUCUCGAUCAACAUGGAGGCUGUCAAUUUUCUGGGCAUCUCGAUUGUUGGCCAAUCGAAUCGUGGCGGCGACGGUGGCAUCUAUGUGGGCAGCAUCAUGAAGGGCGGGGCCGUCGCAUUGGAUGGCCGGAUCGAGCCGGGCGACAUGAUACUCCAGGUGAACGACGUGAACUUCGAGAACAUGACCAACGAUGAGGCGGUGCGUGUGCUGCGUGAGGUCGUACAGAAGCCGGGGCCCAUCAAGCUGGUGGUGGCCAAGUGCUGGGACCCGAAUCCCAAGGGUUACUUUACCAUACCGCGCACGGAACCGGUACGGCCGAUAGAUCCCGGUGCCUGGGUGGCGCACACCCAGGCGCUAACCUCGCACGACAGUAUUAUUGCCGAUAUACCGGAGCCGAUCAAGGAGCGGCUCGACCAGAACAAUCUCGAGGAGAUAGUCAAGGCCAUGACGAAGCCGGACAGCGGUCUGGAGAUACGUGACCGCAUGUGGCUGAAGAUAACCAUACCGAAUGCGUUUAUUGGCGCCGAUGCGGUCAAUUGGGUGCUGGAGAAUGUCGAGGAUGUGCAGGACCGGAGGGAGGCACGCCGGAUUGUGUCCGCAAUGCUGCGUAACAAUUACAUCAAGCAUACGGUCAACAAGCUGACCUUCUCCGAGCAGUGCUAUUAUGUGGUGAACGAGGAGCGCAAUCCCAAUCUGCGGUCACUCAAUCCGCACCAGCAGCAGCAUCCGCAUCCGCACGGCCAGCAUGCGCUCAGUCAUGCGGACACGGAGAGCAUCACCAGCGACAUUGGGCCGCUGCCGAAUCCCCCCAUCUAUAUGCCAUACUCGGCCACGUACAAUCCCAGUCACGGCUAUCAGCCGAUACAGUACGGCAUCACCGAGCGCCACAUCUCAUCGGGUUCGAGCAGCUCGGAUGUGCUCACCAGCAAGGAUAUAUCUGCAUCGCAAAGCGACAUCACAUCGGUUAUACAUCAGACCAAUCAGCUGACCAUUGCCGCACAUGGUUCGAACAAAUCUUCUGGAUCUUCGAAUCGUGGUGGUGGCGGGGGAGGUGGAGGAGGAGGCGGCGGAGGGGGUGGCAAUACCAACGAUCAGGAUGUAUCCGUAUUUAAUUACGUAUUGUAG
Molecule: messenger RNA, 2383 nt
Organism: Drosophila persimilis
Lineage: Eukaryota; Metazoa; Arthropoda; Insecta; Diptera; Drosophilidae
Gene: dsh
Product: segment polarity protein dishevelled
Exons: 1
Coding region: 518-2383 (621 amino acids)
Biological process (GO): canonical Wnt signaling pathway; intracellular signal transduction
Cellular component (GO): cytosol
Molecular function (GO): frizzled binding
Source: RefSeq, a predicted model, not a curated record